CUUUCGAUUUGACAAAACCCCUUCAACGCGCGGAUGUCCUGCAAUUGCCCAAUUUCAAAAUCCCGGGUGAUUUUUUGGUUCAGUGGGACUCCGGAUCCCGUUCCGGCCGGUGCUCCCGGAAUAGUGGGAGCCGACCGGGAAGGUGGGCGCGUUUUCUCCACUUUCCCCGACGUCUCCGGCGUCCUCGGCAAGCCCAUACCUACUCCGGCUAGCGUCGAAGAAACCUCAAGACCCGGUGAAUUGGACAAUUUGAAUGGAACUUUGGUCAGGCUUGUCAAAAUACCCGUGAACGUGGGAGACGCGAAGGCGGCUGAAUCUGCCAUGGCCCUGCUGAUUGCGUUAUUCUUCUUAUUCCAAAGUACAAAAGCCCAGCAGAUUUCUGGAAACAGCAUCAGCGAUUUUGUUGGGCAGUUGACUAAUCUUUUCAAUCAGAACGGUGGUCUGGGGAGCGUGCUUCAACAAGGCCCGGACGGCGGUUUCGGACUGUACCCAGCCACUCAGAAACCUUUCCCGCAAAGAUAUCCUUAUCCGAAUGAUCGUCCUUACCCGGUGGCACCUCCUUACGCACCUUAUCCCCGGCCACCGCCUGGACCACAGGGCCAGAGUUUAUUCUCCGCUCUAGCCUCCAUAGCGAGGUACGACGACCUGCGGUGCGUUCCACGUCUGCUCUGCGAGGUGACUUCGGGAUCGAAACCCGGCCAGAUCGGCAGCCAGCAAUCCACAGCACCGCUCACCACCAAGGACUCUCUGCUAGCAUUGCUGACCGUUGUGGAUUUUAUCGACAAUUCACCGUUGCUGGUGUUCGGACGGGCGGCUUUGUUGGGCUACUCAUCCCGAGGGAAUUCUCGUGCUUGUCUGACGGCGUACCCGACCUGUCCUCGAGAUCCUGAUGCUCUAGUCGAUUACCUCAAUAACCACCACGGCGGAUUUUUCCGCUACUUCAGCUGGAACAACGGGGAAACAAACAACCUGAACCAUCGUCCACCUAAUUACGGCCAGUACCAAUAUCCGUACAGGCCACCGUACUAUCAGAGAUACGCGGGCAAGUACACAGCCGCCAAGGACCAUUUCCAGGAAAGGAUCUUGGUGAGACCUCCGCCGUUUAACUCCUACGAUCAGAGAGAACAUGACAAACUCGUCUUUCCGACAAGGGGUGUAAAGCAGCUUCAUUUCCCACAGCAGUCGGAUUCAUACACAGCUAGUUACAAGCCAGUAAGGACCAAUGGGUACCUCAAUCCCAACUACGGCUCUGUGACGCCAGUUCCUUUUUUUCCUGAUAGAACUGGAACUGGGAAACUUCUCCUGGAUAACCAAGGCGUUCACUACGCACCGCCUCAGAAUCUCAUCAACUUCAGAGAUCAAAGAUCAGUCAAAUUUCCUGGAUUCAUGAACUUUCCAAAAACCUAGGAGGAGACUGCUAAAAUCAUAGGCUGUAGAUAUUUUCUAAAACUUUACGUGAUAAACUAUGUAAAUUAGUGAACAAUUAAAUGAACUAACCGUGCAUUGAGAAUUCAUAGAAAAAAAGUAUUAAAUGGAAACAUGAAAAAAAAAAUUAACCGACAGAACAUAAACAAUGAAAGGUAAUACUAGAAAUAUACUAAAAUCCUGUAUAUAUAGUCAAUUGAAAAUAAAUAAACAGAAGAGUGCAAGAUCAAAAUUGUUUAAAUAAACAUAUACAAGUGUAAAUAUGUAACAAAUAACAAUUUAGUAUUUUAUAGGUAAUGGAAGCCUAAUGAGUCUAAUUGUAGAAAAUGUAUAUAUUACCCGGCGAGUUUUAAAAGGUUUUAA
Messenger RNA from Cimex lectularius (bed bug), 1788 nucleotides. RefSeq lists its product as uncharacterized. Bases 34 to 1407 code for a protein of 457 amino acids. Lineage: Eukaryota; Metazoa; Arthropoda; Insecta; Hemiptera; Cimicidae. The record is from RefSeq and is a predicted model, not a curated record. The transcript has 5 exons.